This is a messenger RNA of Rasamsonia emersonii CBS 393.64, 1536 nucleotides long. Its product is annotated as Xenobiotic compound monooxygenase, DszA family. The record is from RefSeq and is a predicted model, not a curated record. The transcript has a single exon. Lineage: Eukaryota; Fungi; Ascomycota; Eurotiomycetes; Eurotiales; Trichocomaceae. Bases 1 to 1536 code for a protein of 511 amino acids. Gene Ontology annotation, molecular function: oxidoreductase activity, acting on paired donors, with incorporation or reduction of molecular oxygen; monooxygenase activity.
AUGCCCAAACAACUCAUUCUCAACGCCUUCGCCAUGCAGGCCCCCGGGCACCUCAACCCGGGCCUGUUCCGCUACCCCAAAGACAAAGGCAGCCAGUACAAGAACCUGGACCACUGGAUCGAGCUCGCCCGCAAGCUCGAGGCCGCCAAGUUCCACGCCAUCUUCUUCGCCGACGUGCUGGGCGGCUACGACGUCUACAAGGGCCCGGCCAACCUGGAGCCGACGAUCCCCGCCGCCGCGCAGUUCCCCAUCAACGACCCCCUCUACAGCAUCCCCGCGCUGGCCGCUGCCACGGAGAGCAUCUCGUUCGGCGUCACGGCGUCGACGACUUACGACGCGCCCUACGCCCAUGCGCGCCGCUUCUCGACCGUCGACCACCUCAGCAACGGCCGCGUCGGCUGGAACAUCGUCACGUCGUACCUCGACUCGGCGGCGCGUAACUUUGGCCUCAAUACGCAGAUCGAGCACGACGAGCGCUACCGCAUCGCCGACGAGUACCUGCACGUCGUGUACAAGCUGUGGGAGGGCUCGUGGCGCGACGGCGCUGUGAAAAACGACCAAACGGGCUAUGCUGACCCUCGCGCUGUGCGCCAGAUCCACCACAAGGGCAAAUACUUCACUGUCCCUGGCCCGCAUCUCUGCGAGCCUUCGCCCCAGCGCACGCCCUUCCUGCUGCAGGCCGGUACGUCGACGGCCGGGCGCGCCUUCGCCGCCAAGCACGCAGAGGCCAUCUUCCUCAACGGGCACACGCCGGAGCUGGUCCGGCCGUCUGUUGACAGCAUCCGCAAGCAGGCGGCCGAGUUUGGGCGCGAUCCGGCAGACAUCAAGAUCGUGGCCGGGGUACUAGUGAUCGUGGGGCCGACGGACGAGGCGGCGCGGGCGAAAUACGAGGAGCUGCUCAAGUACGGCGACCACGAGGGCGCGCUGGCGCUGUUCGGCGGCUGGUCGGGCUACGACCUGGCGAAAUACGACGAGGACCAGGACUUCCGCUUCGUCGAGGCGCCGGCGGUGCGCAGCAUGGUCAACCACUGGGCCAGCACGGUGCCGGGCAGCGAGAACAUCAAGUGGAACCGCCGCACGAUCGCCGAGUGGCUACUCAUCGGAGGCAACGGGGCCAAGAUCAUCGGCAGCCCGAAGACGGUGGCCGACGAGCUGGAGCGCUGGGUGGAAGUGGCUGACGUGGACGGGUUCAAUCUCAGCUACGCCAGCGUGCCAGAGACGUUUGACGAUAUCAUCGAGUAUCUCCUGCCGGAGCUGCGGCGAAGAGGGCUCUUCUGGGAGGAUUACGCAGUGAAAGGGGGCACGAUGCGCGAGAAUUUCUACGGGAAAAAGGGCCAGACCCGGCUGCCGGAGACGCAUCCGGGGGCACAGUAUUUCUGGCGAGAAGGGGAGGAAAUCCCUAAGUAUGCCAUCAGACAGGAGGAGGAGGAAAAGCAGAAGGAGAAGCAGGAUGAGACGAAAGAGGGAACGGAAGAGAAGAAAGAGAAGCAGGACGAGGCGAAAGAGAAGACGGAAGAGCAGAAGGCUAGUAAUUGA